Messenger RNA from Hymenoscyphus albidus, 515 nucleotides. Lineage: Eukaryota; Fungi; Ascomycota; Leotiomycetes; Helotiales; Helotiaceae. The record is from the annotation of a GenBank genome assembly.
AUGCCCUACAACACUACUCAUGAGAGUGUAAAGUCCACUAUAUUCUCCGAGAGCGGCGCUCGUCUAGCUUUCAAGCUCGGCGUCGCUCACUCACACCAACUGCUCCCGAAACAUCUUCUCGACAAAUGGAUCAAGUUCCUAGCCGAAGAUCUAGCAAGCGUCCACUUUGGAGAUAUCUUGCUUGAAGCCAACUAUCGAGAUAUCAAUAUCAUGUUACGAGAGCUGAGACGGUUUGUGGAUGGACCAAAGGGGCCAAGCACCGAGCAGAUUGAAGACGCGGAACGAGGUAAAUACAUACAAUGGAGAAAUUGAGAGAAGGUCGUAAUAAUGACUAGUUUGUGGUAGCGGCGCCCAAUCCCAAGGACUGGAAACCACCGUUCCCGGAGAAGGCAAACUUUGAUGUUUGGAAGUUUGAGGUCAGACAAGGCAAAAAAACAUUUGAACCAAAGGAGAAGAUUCUGAAGACAGACAAAAGUCCAGCAUCAUAUGAGGUGGAUUCUGAUGCUGGAGCAUGA